GAAAUGCGACCCUCGAGGCCCGGGGUUGCUCAUCCCUGGCAUAGAGGUAUGAUUUCAUUUGGAUUUGGCACAUGUCACAGUCUGACGUCAGGUAAAGGGAUUAAUAUGUGCUGCAGAAAUGUAUCAGAUAUAUCUUCAAAAAUCCUAUUAUUUCCAUAAAGUUAAUGAAUUCCAAGGCCAUUCUGUUUUUCAAAGGGUUGACGUGUUAACUUGUAACUUCCUUACUUGUCCAGUAACAAUCUUGAGGUUACUCAGUGUUGUUUUUGCUCAGAGCAUUUAUUCAUGAACUAACAUGGCCGGACAAAGACCUGCGAUGGAGACCGGCGUUCUUUCUCUUUCCCAGAGGCAGGCAGACAGGCUGGAGCAGGAAAAAACCGGAGCUGCGCUCCUGUUUUCUGGAGUCUUCCUGUCCAUGGUGGGGGUCACCUUCACUGUGAUAGGUUGGCAUCACUUCCGAACCAGCACCAGCUUUCAGUGGACCCAACUCCUGGGUCCCAUCCUGAUUUCAGUUGGAGGAACCUUCACGGUCACCAGCAUUUGCAAAUUUAGGUUAAUCUCCUGUUGGUACUGCAAAGAGCAAGAGGAGGAGGUCUUUGUUGUUCCUAUAAGGGAACCACCGUCAGGGAGACCUACCGUUGUGGUCCACGGCAUCAAUCAGCCGGUUAUGGUGCAGGGCACCGCAACAAUGGUGUGUAUUCCACCAGUGUACAACUUCCUAACCCAGGAAGUCAUUGAGGAGAAUGAGGAGCAGCCUGGUAGCUCUGUGGGAGGCGUCCAUGCGAGCCUCCCUUCAUAUGAGGAUGUGUACUGUUUGGACAACGCAGCUUUUACCGCAGAAGGCGACGCAGAAGUGGGGUACAGAGGGAGUCGGACGGAGGGUGAAAGCGGACGCGGCCAGAAAAGCUCCACCUCUCUACAUCCACCUGCGUACGAAGACAUCUACCCCUCCUUCCAGAAACACAAUCCAACAUAAACACGCAGCAAAAGCUGCGGAGGACCUCCCGUCUGUCUUUGAUUAUUCCUGUUUCUGUCUAAAAAUAAUGUGAAACUGAUUCCACAACCUGUGCUGUAUUUUCCAAAUAAACCUACAGAAUCUGAGGUGUUUCAUUCACAAGAAAAACAAAAGUGACUUACACAGAUCCUGCCAAGUACCAUAAUAAUUUAGUAUGAAGUCAUGAAACUCACUAAGAUUAGGCUUCCUGCAAGAAAACCUCAUAAAAUGAAGAUUUAUGGAGUUCUGCUCAUUUUGAAAGCUUGAAGGUUUUAAAAAUAUAAACUCUGUGUUUAGUAUUAAAAACACACAUUCAUCCUGUGCCUGUUGUUUCUCAAUUGCUGCUUUCAUUGCUGGUGAAAAUGAACAUUUCAGCUGAUUGGUGAAACUGUUUUAAGCUGAAAACCUCUGAAUUUUUACACAUCAUUUUCCUCAAAAAACCCAUUGUUUUUUUUUUAUUGCAUUAAAAAACUUUGCACUAGUA
This is a messenger RNA of Oryzias latipes (Japanese medaka), 1475 nucleotides long. RefSeq names its product transmembrane protein 174 (gene tmem174). Lineage: Eukaryota; Metazoa; Chordata; Actinopteri; Beloniformes; Adrianichthyidae. The record is from RefSeq and is a predicted model, not a curated record.